AUGUACGUUGUGAUCCUCACGUCAGUCUUUACGGGGCUGGCGGCUUUGAGUGUCCUCCUCCGACUGUACACUCGGUUCUACCUCGUGAAGGCUCCUGGGCUAGAUGAUUUGAUCAUACUCGUUGCAUUGCUCGUGGACCUGGCAUUAUUUGCCUUUAUAGUUCUUGAACACGAAAAUGGCCUCGGCAUUCGUCUGGCAAAACUUUCCGAAGAUGAAGUCCAGCGACAACUAUUUUGGUUAUGGCUUUCGGUUCCUUUCUACAACAUGACCAUGGUCCUAGCCAAGUUCUCUGCAUUGACCCUAUACGCCCGACUCUUCCAUCCCCGUCCCUUCCUCUUGGUUACCUACAUCUUUAUGGGCUUCUUUGUCAUCGUAGGUCUAUGGACGACCCUGAGUGGCUUUUUCUUCUGCAUUCCUAUACACGCCUUCUGGAGUCCAUCUCCAGAGAUCCGCCUGACAAAGUGUCUACCCGCCGCCCCUGUCUGGUUCACCAAUGCGGCACUCCAGACAUUUACCGAUCUGUGGGGGAUACUUGUGGUUUUCGGUCUUGGAAUCCUUAUUGUUGCCACUAGUGCCGCUCGCAUGUAUCCAUUGAGCGUCAUGGUUAACGGAGGAGACUUUACCCAUGCAAAUGCCCAAGCAGCCCUCUGGUCCGCCCUCGAAGCCAACGUUUCCAUCAUCUGCAUCUGCCUGCCACCUCUCCACCCAAUCUUCUCUCGAAUCUUCUCCUUCUGCUUCCUUCCUCGACCGGCAACCGAGCCUCUCCGCCGGGAUGGCGGGAUUUGGUGCAACGAAAUCUUCAGUCCCGGACCAGCGAGUUACUCUGCUAGUAUUUCCAAGGUCGAUACGAAUGAACAAGCGAGUGAAGAUGGGAUUCGUGUUAAAAGGGAGUUGAGGAUGCAGUCUGAUACUAUUAAUACUCCUGUUUUCCGGCCUCAUUCUGCGAAUGGUGCCCACAUAGAUGUGGAGAUGGAAGGGGCUCUGAGAAGUACUACUGCACCUGAGAGUCACAGUGUUGAGAGGGAUUUCGGGGAUUUCGAGUUUCCGGACUAUAAGGAGAGAAUGAAUGCUCCAAUUUGA
Messenger RNA from Penicillium expansum, 1080 nucleotides. RefSeq lists its product as uncharacterized. Bases 1 to 1080 code for a protein of 359 amino acids. Lineage: Eukaryota; Fungi; Ascomycota; Eurotiomycetes; Eurotiales; Aspergillaceae. The transcript is spliced from 8 exons. The record is from RefSeq and is a predicted model, not a curated record.